UUUUGGUUAGAUCAGCGCUUCGGUUAAAAGACGUUUGAUUUAGUGUCGAUGUGGCUUGGAAAGAAAACAAAAUAAGAUAAACAAGAAGUUUGUUUGCGCUUAGUUUUCUCGUGUAAUAUUUGGCGUGAUGCGCAAAUCACAGCCACUGCUGCCGAAUGAACAACACAAUAGCGCACGUUUAGGGCUGCACAGCGCGGAAGGUGGCUCCGAAAGCUACUCUUCCGAAUCUACAUUUAGCGACUCAUACACCGAUAGCAGUGAUUUGGCCAAUUGGGAGGAAUAUGUAGCCGAUGAUGGCACGCUGUUCUACGCCGAGUAUCUGCCGCAAGCGCGUCGACCGCUACAUGAGAAGCGCAUUGAGUUUGCGCGCAGCAGUUCGCUGCGCAUGGGCAAGAAGACAGCGCGACGACAACAACAACAGCAACAGCAAGAACAGAAACAAACAAGCCAACAGCGACAGGCGCAGCAGCCAGCGCAGCAGGGCAAAGCGCACGGUAGUGGCCGGCAGGCGCAGACAGCUGCACAGGCACCCGCGCAUGAGCACCGUUUCUCACACAUUAGCAAGUCACACGAAACGCCGUGCUACAAGCAAUUGGAAUUGGUAAUUACGGCAGCGGAUCGUUUUCGCUUUGGUCGUCGCUCUACCGCCGUCGAGUCGAUACUUGGCUUCCGUGUGGUGCCGUUCCCAGACCAGCCGGAGUGCUUAAUGGUUGACAGCUUCGUGCAUGCCAUGCCCACCAUGCUGCAACAGCAAUACCAACAACAGCAACAACAACAACAACAGCAGCUACAGCAACAUCCAACUACACAAUCACCAAGCGAGACCGCGGAAAUCGAGCGUGGCGAUUGGUUUAAGUCUUUGGAUGACAUCGAAGUGCGCACCAGCAAUGUAGAUGAACUGUUGUUGCAGUUCGUUGAACCCACUAAAGUGUGUCUAAAGUUUCAGGGCGCUGCACGUCAAGCUGAAGGCGCUGGCAGUGCGGCGCAUGCAAAUGGUAACGCGGGCGCUGUGGGUGGCGCGGCUGAACUGCAAAAGGUGGAAAAUUUCGCAAUGUUUGCGCAAAUAUUUGAGAAAUUGCAACCGCGCGCGUUAACCGCAACAGUCGAAGCUGAUAAGGGCACAACUGCGCAGCCGGUCAAAGCUACUACCGAUGCCACGCCAGAUGUUGCAUUGCCAUUCGCGCUACUCAUACUGCCGCCUGAGUGUUAUCAAAAUGAUCAAUAUAAAGACUCUUUGUACUAUUAUCCCGAAGAUGCGCAAACGAAUUUUCUUUAUAAGGCGCGUGGCAGCUUUCUCACGCUGAACGCUGUGCUCACCGAGGAGCUGCAAACGAAACCGCUCAUCUCACGUCUACAAGUCGACAAUGUCACCUACUUCGUCUGCUAUCGCUCACUCAACGGCCUGCUUGUGCUCUUCGCUUAUGCUGCCGCUUAUCAUUCACAGCCGGAGGCUGGUCUGCGCGCCGAUGAACUCAUCGGUUAUAUACGUUUCGCCUUUCCCACGCUCAAUUUGGAGAACUUCACUAAUGGCAAUGCAACGACCGCCGCCCUGCGUAGUUUUCUACAUCAUUUCUGUGGCAUACAACGUGUGCGCAUAUUGCGCGCACACCGCAAACAGCCGGUACUCUUCGAGGAGUUGCUCAAAGAGUCACGCCAUAUGCCGUUGCCGAAGGAGGCGCAGCUGCGCAUAUUUGAUGCGUUGAGCGAAAUGGAGGCCAUGGAUUAUAGAAAUUGGAAUGAUGAGCCAUUGAAUACGCAUCGUGAAUUUUUCAUACACGGCAGCGCUUUGUACUACGAUCAUUACUUGCUUGCCUCGCAAAUGCCCUUGGAGGUGCGCGCAAGCGUGGAGCUCUUCAUGCGCUGUCGCGGCAUAUUUGAGUUUAUUAGCGAGCAGAGCGUGAAGGAGUUGUAUGUGUGGGAGGAGGUCGCCUUGCCGCAGGCCACCGGUCGUUAUUUUCUCACAAUUUGCAGUCGCAGCCAUUUGAUACUGGCGGUGAUACUGAAAAUUUUCGAUGCGCCAGACUUGUCGCCCGACGACACUGUGCCGCCAUCGCUGUUCUACAUCGAAGAAAUUCAGGAGACGCUUGAUCAUCUCAUACAAUGCGGCAUUGAAUCGUUAGCCAUAUUUUGGUCCAUCUCUAAUAAGCGUCCGGAGGUGUUGGAUAAAGUUGAGCAGCCUGAUGAUGCCAGCGCCGAGAAGGAGUCACGAAAAAUUGAGAAUUUCAUAAAACAAAAAUUCUCCGCCGCCGCAUCGGCCGCCACAGGUGGCGCUACAACGCAGGAACGCGCCGGCAAUCAACGCACACUUGGUUUCGAUGAGGAGACGCACCUCUGCUCGUCGCUUGGCGGUUCGUCCAUACACAGUCUCACACCGAGUGAAGAUGACUCGAGUCGCAAGCGUCUAACCGCCAGCAGCGUCAUAAACGCCACCACCAGCAAUGCCGGCAAUAAUGAGGACUCUGAUAGCGGCGGCUCAGAUUGGGAUAACUUUGGCGAACAAAAUCCCUUACAUUAUGGCUGCGACUCGGAGCUGCAAUCGCCAAUGACCGAAUCACUGUGGAAAGAAAUCAAUAAUGUUGUGCCGGUUAAAAUCUCCGCCGGCUGGAAGAACGCUGUCUUCUAUUAUGUCUAUGUGGACAAUACAAAUGGUUCGGUGUUCUGUCCGCUUAAAGCGAACUCCGAGUCAUUUCCCUUUCUUGCCGAAAUGCGUAAAGCUUGCCAUACUAUACGCGCCGUUUUACAGAAUACCAAACAUUAUCGGCGUCUGUUGGCGCAAGAGAACUCCAAACCGGCCGUUGGCAAAGGUAUGCUGGCCAUUAAGGAACAUGGUAUGACAAUACAAGUGCGCGAGUUCACGGAUGCCACGGCAACUAGCACAUCGGAUGCGGAGAGUGUUGUUAAGGGACGUUUCGUAGUCGUCGGUCGUUUAUUUAACUCGCCGUUGAAGGAGGUUUACGUAUGUCAUAAGCCCGAUGUGCCACAAAAUAUGGUGGAAAUGGCUUUCCGUCUGUCAUUCUUCUCGGUAGGUUAACAAAUGUGACAAUAAUAAUUUUGCAAUAUAUUUAUUGAUUUUUGUAAUUAUGUAUGUGUGUAAGAGUUUGCAGUUUUGAAUAAAUCUAUAUGGAACUAUCAGUGAGAUCUAA
Bactrocera neohumeralis is the source of this 3143-nucleotide messenger RNA. RefSeq names its product protein inturned (gene in). Lineage: Eukaryota; Metazoa; Arthropoda; Insecta; Diptera; Tephritidae. Gene Ontology annotation, biological process: cilium assembly; vesicle-mediated transport; establishment of planar polarity. The record is from RefSeq and is a predicted model, not a curated record. The transcript has 2 exons. The coding region runs from base 128 to 3031 and encodes 967 amino acids. Gene Ontology annotation, cellular component: cilium; cytoplasm.